Lachancea fermentati is the source of this 1803-nucleotide messenger RNA. Lineage: Eukaryota; Fungi; Ascomycota; Saccharomycetes; Saccharomycetales; Saccharomycetaceae. The record is from the annotation of a GenBank genome assembly.
AUGAGAAGUAUUCUAUGGAUCAGACAGCCUGGAGAUAACGCCCUGCAUGAACAGGGCCCCGUUCUAGGCGUCACUGGCACGUUUGCCAUGUUGAGAGAGUCGGGGGAGAAUCAGACUUUGGAAAAUGUUAAAACUACCAAGAAAGGGAUUAUUUUGAAUCCACAACCAUCGGAAUUCAGACGAGAUCCUCUAAAUUGGCCUCUAUGGAAGCGGGAUGCAGCGCUUCUCGUUGUGGGUUGGCACUGUUUCGUGGGUGGGGGGCAAACUUCAAUAUUAGCUGCAGGCAUGUCGUCUCUGGCAACUGAGUUCGACCGGAGUCUGUCUCAAAUAUCAUAUUUGGUCGGGGCAAUGAUGCUCGCGCUGGCCGCGGGCUCGGCCCUUGCGUCACCUACGGCAGUUUUAUUUGGCAAGAGGAUGGUAUACUUGGUCGGCAUUUUGAUAUUUUUCUGUGGUAGCAUUGGUUGUGCAGUAUCGCGCAACUACCAAAGUCUCCUCGCGUCCAGAAUUGUAUCUGGGCUUGGGGUCGCUACCGUCGAGUCUCUGCCAUCUGCAACAAUAGCAGAGAUAUACUUUGCCCAUGAGAGAGCGUACCGCCUUGGGCUUUACACACUUCUUUUACUGGGAGGCAAAAACCUCGUACCUCUGCUUGCGGCCUUUGUUUUUCAGAGGUUGGAUAGACACUGGCUAUUUUGGAUUGUCGCAAUUAUCGUAGGGAUAGACUUCUUUUUGCAUUUAGUGUUCGUUCCAGAAACCUUUUGGGAACGUGCGCCAGUACCCAACAAACGAUCUCUUCGCGAGACAGCCGUGGCACGCGCACAGAACGGCGCUCCAGUGGACCCUUCUGUUGGUACAGAUUAUGAGAAGGAGUUAGACCCUGACGAAGAAGCCAGUUUGCGACAUGUAGUUGCGCCAGUGGCACGCUGUGAUUCAACCAAAGCUACGCAAAACUAUCUCUACAGAAAAUCGUCGGCUAUAAGCUCUUUAAGACGCUCCAGCUUGGCAACCGGUCUUGGCUUUUAUCACGGACGACAUAGUGCAGACAAAUGGUAUAUGGUAAUGUUAAGACCCUUCGUUCUCUUUUGUUAUCCUGCUGUACUUUUUGGCUCAUUUCUUUAUGCGUUAGCGGUUGUAUGGUUGAUUAUGCUAUCGCAGAUUGUGGACCGCGUCUUUGCAGAUGAGCCCUAUAACUUCAGCUCCAUAUCUGUCGGUUUGGUUUACGUGGCUCCUUUCGUGGGCGGCGUGCUGGGAUCCAUAUCUGCCGGAUCCAUAAGUGACCGAAUGGUCAGGUUUUUAGCCGCUCGAAAUGGCGGAGUCUACGAGCCAGAAUUUCGCUUGCUGAUGGUCUUCCCUGCUGUUAUUGCUUCUGCAUUGGGACUUAUGGGAUUUGGUUGGUGUGCAGAGCGUGGCGACCCUUGGAUAGCGCCGGUAAUAUUCACGGGUGUCCUUGGAUAUGGCUCCUCUCUGGCAAGUACCACUGCCAUUACAUUUACAGUUGAUUCCUAUAAGCAUUUCGCCCAAGAAUCGUUAGUCACGCUAAAUGUUCUAAAGAAUGUGAUGGGCUUUGCCUUUUCUUUCUUUAAUGCGAAUUUCAACGCUGAAGAUGGCUAUAAAACUACAUUUGUUGUAUAUGGUUGCGUGGAAAUAUUCGUUGGUCUUUGUGCUAUACCAUUAUAUCAUUUCGGAAAGCGGUUAAGAUCUUGGACUGACCAGAUUGGUCUUUUAAAUUUUACCUAUAAGGACAAAAGAACCUCAGAGUUCGCAGUAGAUUCAGAUUCAGAUGGUUCUGAAAACCAGCAACGCUAA